Molecule: messenger RNA, 1839 nt
Organism: Ostrinia furnacalis (Asian corn borer)
Lineage: Eukaryota; Metazoa; Arthropoda; Insecta; Lepidoptera; Crambidae
Gene: Swip-1
Product: EF-hand domain-containing protein D2 homolog Swip-1
Exons: 3
Coding region: 190-777 (195 amino acids)
Molecular function (GO): calcium ion binding
Source: RefSeq, a predicted model, not a curated record
GCGACUUGAUUACGCGAGGGAGCGCGGCGCGAGUGAGAAGGCACUGACUGGCCCGGCGCGGCGUCUGCGGACCGGCCAAACCACCAGUAUCCUAAAGGUCGUUGGCGGGGCACAACCUCACGCGGUAUCGAACGCCGUCUUGCAAAAAAAAAACAUUUACCGACCUUUUUUGGCGCGCAAAUUAUAAGAAUGUCCGCCACGGAAGAACUAAGUGGAAUUCUCACAAGGAGGCAGGAGAUCAAUGAUAAACUCGAAGAGGGGCUCGAAGUUAAACCUAAAUAUAAAUUUGUUAACGUUUAUACGGAAUUUCACGAGUUCUCCAGGAAGGAAAUAAAACAAUACGAGGAGACCUUUAACAAAUUCGACGAGGGUCGCGAUGGGUUCCUCGACUUGACCGAGGUGAAGCGCAUGAUGGAGCGCCUGGGAGCCCCGCAGACCCACCUUGGUCUAAAGGCAAUGAUUUCGGAAGUUGACGAGGAUGGCGAUAACAAAAUCAGCUUCAGAGAAUUCUUACUUAUUUAUAGAAAAGCGAGAGCCGGAGAGCUCGAGUCAGAUUCCGGCCUGGAAGCACUUGCCAGACUAACUGAAAUCAACGUGGAUCAAGUAGGAGUGAACGGCGCAAAGAACUUCUUCGAAGCCAAAAUCGAGGAGCUCGCGAAAUCCAACAAGUUCCAUAACGAGAUCAUACAAGAGCAGGAGGAAAAGCGUCGCGAAGCCGAGGAGAAAGCCCUUCGAAGGAAGAUGUUCAAAGAAAAGGCGGCUCUAUUUCAACACUGAUAGAGAGCAAAGUUAAGAAGUUGUUUGUAUAUUCUAGUCUAUAAGCUGUUACCAUGGCUUAGGGAAGAUCACAAUAAACGUACUACUAUUAUGCUAAGGUCAUCAAUAAGCAUUUCUUGUAAUGUGAUUGUUAUGUUAUGCUGGAAGUUUAUGAUAUGUAUCAUUUUUGGGAUACUUACUUAUGUGGUAGUCAUGCAAAGUUUUAUUUAUAUUUAGGUAAGUACAGUCGCUACCAAGUGAACCUGUCACAAAAUGACGAAUUUCGAUAAUGAUUUUCAAUUUAGUCUUUACCAUGAAGGUUCCAAUUUUAUUUAGAUAUUGACAUUUUUAUAGAAACAAGUCUACCAAUAUAAACAAUAUUACUUCAAAUUACGAAAAAAUAGAAAAAAACCUCAUUACACCCCCAUUUGCAUUAUUGUUUAAGCAAAUUAAAGUUAGCAAAACCAACAAGCCUUAUAAUUUAAGUUUGGCUAUUGAGGACACCUACUAAAAAGAUAGUUUGAGACGAUAGCAUAGCUUAGUAAAUACUCGUAGUAUGCAUGGAAUCUUGGAGUAGUUAGGUGAUAUAAUUUUGCAUCAAAAAUGCAUGCAGAGUGCAUGCUGGUGACUGUACUAAUAUUCUGUAUCUUAUAGGAAAUGAAGCAAUUGAAUUUAAGGACUAUGUUAAAAAUAAUAUUGCUAUUGAUAUUGUUAAAUACAAUUGUUUAAUUAAAAUCUUAAAUUAUAUAUAUUUACAAGGUACCUAAUAUUAUAAGGCAAUAUAAGUUAUUGUUAAUUAUCACAAAUAAUGGGCCAUAAAUGAAAUUGUAGGUCUAAUCUAGUUAAUUGAUGUUAUUAACAAUGUUGCUUAUGUGUAACUUACCUAACUCACUUGUUAAUAUUGUUAAAGUAAUGAUUUCUUUGUGUUGAGAAAUGAUAAAUUAAAAACCAUGUUACAGAAACAAUACUUUUCCUUUUAAAUGAUAUAUUUUACCAACUUUGCAUUGCUUUUGAACAAAUGAAGUUUUAGAGUGAUGAUAAAGAAUUAUGUGUACUAUGCCAAUUAAUUAGGUAAUAUUAACA